This is a messenger RNA of Dimorphilus gyrociliatus, 262 nucleotides long. The record is from the annotation of a GenBank genome assembly. Lineage: Eukaryota; Metazoa; Annelida; Polychaeta; Dinophilidae.
CAUGAACAUUGGCCCAAACCAUGCUCGAAUAUUGAGAAUAAUGGGGAAAAAUAUGAAAACACGCCAGACCGGAAGUGGUGGAAAAUUCUGGUCAUUUUUCAGUUGUCUCAGCGGCAAGGUUGUCGAUGCAGAAUUGCAGACAGUUUGUAGCGAUAAUAGUUCGGAUUGUACGAAAAACCUCCGACAAUCUAUAGAUGAGAAGAAAGUUGAUGGAGCAAUUGUUGCUCCUCAAGAAGAACUUCCACCUGAGGCGUCCUUUUGA